ACGACAAGUUAUUACAAUCCGAACUCAUCUUGACCCUUAUUCAAGGUAUACGUACCACAACUCAUAACACCCACUCUUGAACACUUUCUUCAAAUGGCUGAACGUAUUGUGGCUGUUUUCGGCGCAACUGGCACGCAGGGUUCUUCGGUUAUGGAUGCUCUCCUUGCUGAUGGAACUUUCAAGCCUCGAGCAAUCACACGAAACCCUUUAUCUGAUGCAGCACAAGCCCUCAAAAAUAGGGGUGCGGAGGUUGUUCAAGCUAAUCUUUUGGAUGCCGACUCAGUCAAGAGAGCCAUUUCCGGCUGCGAGUGCGUCUUUGGUGUAACCGAUUACGGGGAUGCAGCCGCCCGGGCACAGGGCGUUAACACCGAAGAGAAGAUUGGAAAGUCACUGGUCGACUCUGCUAAGGAGGUCGGUGUCCGUUUCUUUGUCUGGAGCUCUCUGCCGAACCUUACCAAAGUUACAGGGGGGAAAUAUUGUCAUGCCUAUCAUUUUGACAACAAAGCCAAUGUCGAAGAUUAUCUUAAGGAAUCUGGGCUCCCCAACGCUACCCUUCGUACUGGAUUCUUUGCGGAGAACACUUGGAAGACUCACUGUCUACGCAAGUCUGAUUCAGGGUUUGAGCUCACGAUGCCACUGCAGAGCGAAAGCACCCCCCUCCAGUUUACAUGGAUCGGCCAUGAUCUCGGCCCCUCCGUGCUCAUUCUUCUCAAAAAUUAUCAAUCACGCCAAGAUGAAAUAUUGGGCCAAACCUUCCACUUAAUUUCAGAAAACGUAACGUUCGGUAAUUUUGCUCAAGCCUUGGAAAAUGCAUUCGGCGUACCGGUCAAAUUCAAAACGGCUCCUAAGACGGGGUUGCUUGAAAUAGAUGACAUGCUUGAGGUAAUCGCUGGUAUGGGUAUGUACGGUGAUGUCGAGAUCCCUGACUCUCGUCUCUUGAAACUUGGUCUCAAAUUCGGUACACCCCAAGAGUUUGCGGAGUCGGUGAAGUCGAGGUUUUUGUAGAUGCAAGUCUUGUUGCUCGUAGCAUUGGCGUGUGAAGCUUCGGAAAUGAAUGUCCAACUGUCACGCUAUUUG
Molecule: messenger RNA, 1077 nt
Organism: Serpula lacrymans var. lacrymans S7.9
Lineage: Eukaryota; Fungi; Basidiomycota; Agaricomycetes; Boletales; Serpulaceae
Exons: 10
Coding region: 94-1005 (303 amino acids)
Source: RefSeq, a predicted model, not a curated record